Molecule: messenger RNA, 3722 nt
Organism: Xyrauchen texanus (razorback sucker)
Lineage: Eukaryota; Metazoa; Chordata; Actinopteri; Cypriniformes; Catostomidae
Product: tumor protein p53-inducible protein 11-like
Exons: 8
Coding region: 283-852 (189 amino acids)
Source: RefSeq, a predicted model, not a curated record
UGUCUUGGUUGUUUGCAAACCCAAAGAGCACUGCAACCAGAAUCAGAGUUGAUACAUUGCAAUGUAAAUGUAUCAACAGAAUAAUCGGACGGCAUACCACAGCAGAGAAGGACAAAAUAACACGAAGGCUUCUUUAAUCGAAACGGCUGCCUGAACUACUCCAGACUCUGUGCACGCAUUUCAUCCUCAUCGAUUGUGACACCGAACUCCUCUCUCCCUCUGCUGAGGGAGAUCUUGGUGUUUGUGCUUCUGCUGUUCAGCACAUGAAAGCAGACUGUUGGAAUGGCUUCUAAAUCUCAUCCUCCUCUAAUGAAGAAACACAGUCAGACCGAUCUGGUGAGCCGGCUCAAGACACGCAAGAUCCUGGGCGUCGGUGGGGAGGAUGAUGAGGGAGAGGUGCACAGGUCAAAGAUCAGUCAGAUGCUAGGGAAUGAGAUUAAAUUUGCCAUUCGGGAGCCUGUGGGACUGAGGUUAUGGAUUCUCUUCUCUGCUGUUGUUUUCACUGUCAUGGCCCUUUUGGCCCUAGCCUUUCCUAACCAGCUGUAUGAGGUUGUAUUUGAUCAAGAGCAAACAGCCACCAGUGUUUCUAUACGUCUCUAUGGAGGGGCCAUUCUGAGUCUCUCUCUGAUCAUGUGGAAUGGCUUGUACACUGCUGAAAAGAUCAUCAUCCAGUGGACAUUACUUAGUGAAGCCUGCUACUUUGCCAUUCAAUUUUUAGUGACUUCCAUCACUCUGGUGGAACUGGGCUCCAUGCCAAAUGCUGCCAUCCUCCUGCUCCUCAGUCGCAUCUUCUUCCUCAUUGUCACGCUGUCCUACUACUAUCAUCUGGGACGCCGGCCCAAGAAAAUCUGAGAGCCCCACACACCAGUCCAAUACACCUGGUGCUUGGGGAGUUGAGAGACUGGCCGCUGGGCUGGAGAUUUCAUUAGAAGCUUUGAACAGUGACACAGUCAAACAUCAUCACCUGGCGUUGAGCCUUACUGCAAGGACAAUGCCAAACCCCAGGCCUUUAUUUUAAUAUCCAGCUUACAACAUGGGAGUAUGCCUCUACAAAGCAUCUCUUUUUGCUUUUGUUUUUUUGUGGGAAAUGCUCACAAUGUUGUAAAAUGUAUUACACUUAUUUUUUGGAUUGUGUGGUCUUAGUGUAGCUCUCCUCAUUCAGCGUUUCUUCUGUAAAGUAUUGCACACUGUAGCUGAGCUCAGAAUGAUGCAAAACUGUCUGUAGCUACUGUAUGGUAUCAAUAAAACUGUAAACAAUUUCAUGUAGUAAAGCCAAUGACUUCUAGUUCCUAGCUAUAUGAUGUUUAUAAGCUAGUAAGCAAUAGAAUGUGGUUUUUACAUGUGGGUUUUUCAUAUAAAAUUGAGUUUUAAAAAUGUAUUCAAUUCAUGACUGCCUGGCAUGUGUAUCUCUAUUCUUGUAGAUUGAUUUAUCCCUGAACCAUAUCAACUUGCUUUAUAUUGUUACACACUGUCUCUCGGUUCUCAUAUGGAAAUGGUUCUGAAAAGCUCAGUUAUGAAUGUCCAUUUUUUUCGACAGACACAACGGAUCAACUGUCCAGUUACUGUAGUUAGUUGGUGCAUGGAACUUGUGAAAUUAUGUUGCAAUGAAGCCUCUUCAGGUUUACCAUUUUAGGAACCCCAUUGUUAGUGUAUUUUAAGGAGAACUAAUUGUCCAUAUUUGAGAUAUCAGUUUCUGUUUUUGAAUGUGACCGUUAUCUCAAGGUGUCAGUGUGCAUGCUGAAACAUCUUUUUCUUUCAGUAAUGCCGCAAUGGUUUUGUAGCACAAUGGCAUGUUGCAUUAAUUUUAAUAACCGAUGUAGCAGUAUUUUCCCCUCAAAUUUUCAUAAUAUUGCCUUAAUAUACUAAACUUCACAAGUGUCCCACAUGUCUGCAAACUGCCAGUUGUUUGUAAUGUUAUCUGGAUUAAGUAAUUUACAGUAUAUAUAUUUUUUCUGUUGAUCAAAGAUUUAGCAGUUGUUAUUUAUUGGCCUGCCCUAAAGUCUUUGCUUAAUUAUUAUUAUUUUUAUUAUUAUUAAUUAGGUUAGACGUAUCACUUGCAUGUUUGUUGUUUAUUCCAGACAUUUUAAAAUGAUCUUGUAUAUCCUUGAUGACAAUUGUUCUUAUGUGCAGUCUACUGAUAUUUACAAUUUAAAGGCAAGUUCACCCAAUAAUUAACAUUCUGUCAUCAUUUACUCACUCUCAUGCCAUCACAGAUAUGUAUGACUUUCUUUCUUCUGCACAACAAAUAUUAUGAUUUUUAGAUGAAUAUUUCAGAUCUGUAGGUACAUACAAUGCAAGUGAAUUGGUGCCAAAAGUUUUAUGCUCCAAAAAACACAAAGGCAUCAUAAAUGUAAUCCAUAUGACUGCAGUGUUUAAUCCAUGUCUUCAGAAGUGAUAUGAUAGGUGUGAGAAACAGAUCAAUUUUAAAUCCUAUUUUAUUUUUUUGAUUAAAAUUCUUCUCCCUGCCCAGUAGCGGGUGAUAUGCAUGAAGAAUGGGAAUCACCAAAAACAAGAAGGAUGUUAAAGUGAUCUGUUUCUCACCCACUCCUAUCAUAUUGUUUCUAAAUAUAUGGAUUAAACUACUAGAAUCUAAUUGAUUACUUUUUUGCUGACUUUGUGAUUUUUGGAGCUUCAAAGUUUUGGCACCCAUUCACUUGCAUUUAUUUGGACAUACAGAGCUGAUAAAUUAUUUUUUAAAUCUUCAUUUGAGUUCAGCAGAUGAAAAAGUCAUACACAUCUGGGAUGACAUGAGGGUGAGCGUUUUCAUUUUUUGGGGUGAACUAUUUCUUUAAAAGCAUUGUGUGAGUGUGUGAAUUUGCAUGCCUGCUGCCUUGUGUUUAUCUGGUAGCUUAUGUUGUACAACCCUCCAUAAAACUUAAUGGAAUUCAGAGCCUUUUGAAAUAACAUUGAAUUUAUUUUUCAUCUCUAGCUUUGUAUUUUCUCUGCAAAAAUAAGGCUGCUGCUAAUCAUGAUUGGUUAUAUGGAAGGAAGCAAUACAUUUAGCAAGAAUCUAUAUAGCAGAUUCAAAAAUUUUAUGUGUUUUUUACAACCAUGCCACUUGUUGGAUUUCAUGCACUGCAAAUAUUGCUUUCAGUAUGUUUAGGUAAAACAGUGCAUUUGUGUCUUUGCACAAAAGUAGCAGUUACUCUUUGCAAGGUCUAUUUACUUGUUCGCAUUUAGUUCCAUCCUGCUCAAAUCUCUGAUCUAUGUAGCUUAAAAUGGGUAGUAACAAAUUGAAAGGAAUAACCUUGCAUUGGCUCGGAAUGUAGUUUCUUUCACGAAAGAUAUUAAUGGAAGUUUGAUUUAGUCUUUUUGUUGUCUUCUUUACAUGUAAACAGGUUCAUAAUUUAGCUGUUCUAAUCUCAAAUAUUCCAAACAUUUGCUCUAUGGAGCUCCUCUCACUGUCCUGCAAAUUUUUUCAGAUGUUUUCAUCUAUAAAUGGAAAUGUUAGUUUCUAAUAGCAAUGACAACAAAUGCCAUACAUGAAGCAUUUGCUAUCCAUGACCCCUCCUGAUAGUUGUGUUGCCAUGCAUUUAAAAUAAAAAAUAUCUAGUUAGCUAAUAUAGUGGUAUGGCUUCAGUUGUCUUCAGAUGGUGUUCAUAAAGUCACUGAAAGGAUGUUGAUGUACUUUUUAAAUCAGUGUGUAAAUAUUUUAUUGAGAGCUGUUCUUGUUAUGGAUCUGCAUCAUUAUCUUUUUGGAAUAAAGAAAACAUACAACAUUU